Molecule: messenger RNA, 2816 nt
Organism: Xyrauchen texanus (razorback sucker)
Lineage: Eukaryota; Metazoa; Chordata; Actinopteri; Cypriniformes; Catostomidae
Product: calsyntenin-2-like
Exons: 17
Coding region: 54-2816 (920 amino acids)
Biological process (GO): positive regulation of synaptic transmission; homophilic cell-cell adhesion; positive regulation of synapse assembly
Cellular component (GO): postsynaptic membrane; cell surface
Molecular function (GO): kinesin binding; amyloid-beta binding; X11-like protein binding
Source: RefSeq, a predicted model, not a curated record
UAAUAAGAGAGGAAGAUCUGGAAGAACAGAAAGACUGGAGGACUUUUACUACAAUGACAAGAAUAUUGACAUUGAUGUUUCUCGCACUCGGAUUGUCCUGCGUGCUCGCACAAAGAGUGAAUAAGCACAAGCCAUGGAUCGAGACUUCAUAUCGUGGUGUCAUCACAGAAAACACGGAUGUGGUUCUGUUGGAUCCUCCUUUAGUCGCUCUGGACAAAGAUGCCCCAGUACCGUAUGCAGGUGAGAUUUGUGGGUUUCACGUGCAGGGUCUCGGCGCUCCUUUCGAGGCUGUGGUUCUGAACAGCACGUCGGGAGCAGGGCAGCUGAGGGCACGUGGACCAAUCGAUUGUGAGCGUCAGAGAGAGUACACCUUCAUCAUACAAGCACAUGACUGUGGCACAGGACUGCCAGGCAAUGGAGAGAAGAGAUCAGACAAGGCUUUGGUGCACGUCCAGGUGGGAGAUGAGAACGAGUUCUCCCCUGUAUUUGGUCAGUCGGAGUAUCAUGGCUCUGUGAUGGAGGGUGAAGUGUCUGACAGUAUUCUGCAGGUGCAGGCAUCAGACCGUGACUGUUCUCCUCAGUACAGCCAGAUUUGCAACUACCAGAUCAUCACUGAGGACACGCCCUUCGCAGUAGGCCGCAACGGUAACAUCAGGAACACAGAGAGUCUGAGCUUUGAUAAGAAGCCACAUUAUGAAAUCCGAGUUAUUGCGUAUGACUGCGGACAGAAGAGAGCGGCGAAGGAGGCUGUGGUGCACAUCCAUGUAAAACCCAUUUGCAAGCCUGGAUGGCGAGGCUGGAACAAGCGUGUUGACUAUGAACCAGGUACGGGCAGUAAAUUGUUAUUUUCCAAGAUGCACCUGGAGACCUGUGAUGGAUCUGUGUCCUGGAUUAGGAUCACAGUGGAACUGGAUACCAGUCAUGUUGGAAAGGGUUGCAACAGAGAGAUGCACUCUGAGAAGUCAUUACAGAAUCUCUGCGGAGCUUCAUCAGACACCACAGACCUUCUCCCCGCCCCAAGCUCAGUUUUUAAUUGGACGGCAACUCUUGUAAUGGAUGGCGGUCAGGACAGUGACCUCAUAUACCAGUUUUAUGGUCGUCAAGCUGCCAAGAUUCCAGACUGGGUCGUCCCGCAAAAUCUAAUGGAUCAGUUCACCAUAGCAACGUGGAUGAAGCACGGACCAAGUCCUGGACAGAGAGCGGAGAAAGAAACGCUUCUCUGCAACUCUGACAAAACCGAGAUGAACAGACACCAUUACUCUUUGUAUGUGCAUAACUGCAGACUGGUGUUCCUGUUGAGAACAGAUUACACGCAGACCGACACCUUCAGACCGGCAGAAUUCCACUGGAAAUUAGAGCAGAUCUGUGAUAAGGAGUGGCAUUAUUAUGUCAUAAGCGUUGAGUUUCCAGAAGUGACUCUUUAUGUUGAUGGCUUGACCUAUGACCCUUACCUGGUGACAGAUGAUUGGCCCAUCCACUCCCCACAGAUUGACUUGCAACUCACCAUAGGAGCCUGCUGGCAAGGUGGCGAGGUCUCUAAAGCAAAGUUCACGCAGUAUUUUCGAGGCAGUUUGUCUGGACUGACAGUUCGACCAGGAAAGAUAGAAAGCCAGAAGAUUAAUACCUGCCUGCAGGCCUGUAAAGAGGGGCUGGACAUCACCUCACUGGAGAGUCUUGGACCGAGUAUAAAGUUUCACUUCAAUCCCACUCAAUCUCUUGUGGUGAUGGAGGGGGAGGAUUUGGAGCAGAUGAACGCAGCAUUGAGGAAAGUUUCUUACAUCAACUUUCGACAGUUUCCCACUGCGGGAGCGCGUCACCUAAGGAUCUCAACAGCAGUGCAGUGUUUCGGAGAGGAUGUGUGUAUUUCUGUUCCUGAUAGUGAGGCAGUUGUCAUGGUAAUGCAGCCCAGAGAACCAUGCAUCACAAUCAAUGGGGCGGAGCACCUGACUGUCCCUGCCUCUGACCUUGCCCAAGGCCUAUCACUGUUCAGGGAUUUGCAUAUUACCAGCACAGUUAUAAAGCAUAAAGAACCUACGUAUAACACAGAUCACAGGUCAGGUGUAUUGAAGGAAAUCGAUCAUAACCUGGACUAUUGUGACAUCAUUGUGUUGGGGGAGGAGUUACGGGCGGGGCUAGAGAAUCUUGUACUGCACCACAGUGCCUUAACGGGCAAACAACUGAAAUACACCAACUCUACCACCAACAUGUCCAUAUAUGGUGUGGACUCCAUUUCUCACUACAUAGAUGUGAUCAGACAGGUGCGAUAUCAGAACCAUCAAGCUGUCGACUCUGUUCGAUCAUUUAGACUGACCUGUUCAGAACUCAAUGGACGCUACACCAGCAAUCAGUACACACUACAGGUCAACAUUCUUCACAGUGAGGAGCCCGUUGAACAUGUCAAUCAUGUGAUGGCCCCGCCUAAAUACAUGCAAAUGAUUCAUCCUAUGGUCGUGGUAUCUAACACCCACAGCAUAGCUGUACCCAGUGCUGCCACUGUUGUGAUUGUGGUGUGUGUCACCGCCCUAGUUGUUGUGUUGGGUGUUUACCACCUCUUCCAAACACACAACAAAGAGGACAAGCACACACACACACUGCCAGAAAAACAACCUGAUUGGGACGGCUCCUGUCUAUCCAUCACCGUCAACCCACUGGAGAGUUUUGAAGAACUGCAGCCUGCAGAUGAAUUAACAGAGGAAGAGGAGGAUGAAGAUGAAGACGUCUCUAGUACUGAAUCAGACAGUGAUGAAGAAACUACAACAUCUGUCAUGCAUCAUCAAACCACAAUGCAAUGGAGAAAAGCAACAAUGCAUUGUUGA